Molecule: messenger RNA, 443 nt
Organism: Medioppia subpectinata
Lineage: Eukaryota; Metazoa; Arthropoda; Arachnida; Sarcoptiformes; Oppiidae
Source: the annotation of a GenBank genome assembly
GCAGAGCGAGAGGAGCUCUGCAAAGACUUGCAAAACGAGAUCGUCUCGCGGGCUAACCCUCCGCCGCCCACAACACCUGCCUAUCACACCGACGAACAACAAAGGCCUCCGAGACCGCCGCCGCCCUCCGCUGCGCCCACCGCUCCGCAGCCCGUCUCCAGUGCACCCAAUCCGCCACAAGUAUUCCCAUUCAGUCAACCACAGCCACAACCUUAUGCCGCAAACCCAUACCAACCCCAGCAAUACUAUUACCCCCCGCCUCCACUUCCGUCGGGAUUUAAUCCAUACGCAAUGCCAACACAACAACCGCAGGCGCCUUAUCCACAAAUGAACACUCAAUAUCCGAUACAACAGACCGGUUAUGGUUAUCAAAACCCACCGCAAAACACAGGCUAUGGUCACUACACAUACCCGCCUCCCAAUCAGUGAAUUGAACGCACGGU